GGGUCCUUUAUGAGUCAGGCUUGUGGGGACCAGGGACCUUGAGGGGCAGUGGUCAGAAUAGGUGGACAGUCUCGGAGGAGGGAGCCCCUGGGAGCCGGGCCCCCCACACGCCAUGGCGAGCGUGGUGGUGAAGACAAUCUGGCAGUCCAAAGAGAUCCAUGAGGCUGGGGACCCCCCCGCGGGGGUCGAGAGCCGCUCCCAGUUGGUCCCCGAGACUCCUGGGGGGGUAACCAGCCCAGUCAAGGGGAUCGCGAAGAAAAAGAAGGCUGUGUCGUUCCACGGGGUUGAGCCUCGGAUGUCCCAUGAGCCGAUGCACUGGUGCCUGAACCUCAAACGGUCCUCAGCCUGCACCAAUGUGUCCCUGCUCAACCUGGCGGCCAUGGAGCCCACCGACUCCUCGGGGACAGACUCAACCACGGAAGACAGCAGCUCACUGGCACUGCCCGUGCCCCCUGCCUCCCCUACCCCACCCUGGGUCCCAGAUGACCCAGACAUCAUGGAAAUACUGAAAAAGAGUCUGCCCCCUGGCUUAAUGGAGCAAGAACACCAAGAAUCAAAGAGGCGCAGCCCUGGCCCCCAAUUCCACCAGCUAUUCCAGGGCAGAAUCAAGAGUGGGGUCAACAGUGGAUUGGUGCGUGCCAAAGAUUCCAUCACCAGCUUGAAGGAGAAGACCACCCGGGUUAACCAGCACGUGCAGACACUGCAGAGUGAGUGUUCUGUGCUGAGUGAGAAUUUAGAGAGAAGGCGGCAAGAGGCGGAAGAACUAGAAGGGUACUGUAGUCAACUCAAGGGCCCCUGCCCUGGUAUCCUGACCCAGGAGAACUGCCGGAAGGUGACCCGGUCGGUGGAAGAUGCUGAAAUAAAAACCAACGUCCUGAAGCAGAACUCUGCCCUGCUGGAGGUAAGGCGGAGGGGUCUAAGGGUUCGAGGACGUUACUCAAGUACAUGAGAUACUCAAGGUGGACUUCGGGUAGGACUUCCCGCCCUGCCAACCACCUUUACCACCACCACCCUGCCCCUUCGUGUUCAUGGUCAUACUUCUCCACUCACAGUCAUAUUCAGGUCCCAGGGAGAGGAAUUCAUGUCAGACUUGGAGUGGGAAUGCCUGUCCUGCCCACCCGCCCACUGAUUUCCCAACAGAAUGUUGGAAAAGCUUCAGUUGUUCUACCUAAACAGGAGGGACUGGAGUUUGAGGCCUACUGAGGAUUAGAGUUGGGGUGGAGGGCUAGAUGGAGACACAGGCGGGCAUUUAGAGGUUAAGGUGAGUUGAGACUCCAGCUGGGCCUCUAAAGGA
Odocoileus virginianus texanus is the source of this 1294-nucleotide messenger RNA. Lineage: Eukaryota; Metazoa; Chordata; Mammalia; Artiodactyla; Cervidae. The record is from RefSeq and is a predicted model, not a curated record.